GCCCGGUCGUGAAAAGGAGGCUCGGUCCCGGCCGCGGAGAAGGUUGUCAUUGUGAGCCACAUCUGCGGUGCCCGUGAGAGCUCCGGCUGCCUUCUCUGGCCGUUCGCCAUGGCGGCGGCCCUGGCCCGCAAAGCCGCGGACUAUGUGCGCAGCAAGGAGUUCAGGGAUUAUCUCAUGAGUACGCACUUCUGGGGACCUGUUGCCAACUGGGGACUUCCCAUUGCUGCAUUCAGUGAUAUGAAGAAAUCACCAGAAAUCAUAAGUGGCCGAAUGACAUUUGCACUUUGCUGCUAUUCUUUGACUUUUAUGAGGUUUGCAUAUAAGGUGCAACCCAGGAACUGGUUGUUGUUUGCUUGUCACUUCACUAAUGAAGUUGCACAACUUAUUCAAGGAGGAAGGUUGAUCAAAUAUAAUCUGAAAAAAAAUAAUUGAAUAUUUCAUUCAUGGAGAAAAAUUUAAAAGGUGCUGCUCUUCACAGAAUACAAGCAAGGAAGGACUUUGUCAUCAUCUCUUUUUGUUUUUUUGCAUCACCACCAUCAUGGAAAUAUUCAUACUAGCAUUCAGUAUCAUUUGUUAACUUUUUAAGCUUCCCUUAUACAAAGUACUGCACAGCUGUUCAAAAAUUAGAUUACUUUCCUGCCUUAAAAUAAUUUUUUAAUAUUUACAAAAUUACUCAAAUAUGUACCAACUUUUCUGAAAUAAAAAACCCUGCUAAUUUAAGAAAAACAAGAAAAGGCAUGAUUAAUAAAAUGUGAUUUUUGAAACUGAAUGUUGGUUAUUUUGCAGUCAGAUGUACAAAUGCAUUGAAAUUGUGAUUCUGCCUCUAAGAGCAUUGGAGCAAAGUAAAAUAUUCAAAAGCAUCAUUUGUUAACACUUACAAAGUCAAGAUUGGUUAUCAGUUCUCCAUAUAAGCAAUUGAAAAUUGAUUCCUCAAUUAACUUUUGUGAGGCUAAUAGUUUAAAUAUAUUACAACUGCUAAAUUUUAUAUUUGACACUUAUACUUAAAAUUAUUUUUACGAAGAAAUAAAAAAGGCAGUGAGGUGCCAAUUAAUUUAUGAGUGGAUUCCAACAAACUCUGUCCUGAUUCAUUACAUUAGAAUACAAAAUUGACACAGCUUAAUUUACAUGAUUUGGUAAAAUAUAUCAUCUUACCUUUGUAUGUAAGCAUUCUGCAAAUGAUACAUUCAGUGCCAGGAUGUUUUAUAAGCACACGUACCUGUGAGCAAAGUAGUUACUGUACCACAUCCUAUUGCGGUGUAGAUAGCAUCUCUCUUAAGAGUCCAAUUGAACUCUUAUUUAUAACAAAUAAAAUAGUAUGAUUCUAUUUUUGCAUUCAUCCGCAGAUGCCAUAUUAUUAACAUAAAAAAAUAAGAAUGAAUACUUUUGAAAGAUUAUUAGUUUAAUUUGACCUUUUUGUUGUGAUUUUUAUCAACAAUUGUAAUGCACUAUAUAUAGAUUGUCUUAUAAUGUUUUACUUCAACAACUUUGGGGCAGUAAACCUUCCCUAUGGGGAGAAAUUACAACAUAAAUGUUCUAAUGGCAAUAAACCACUUUGAAACAAUU
Messenger RNA from Crotalus tigris (Tiger rattlesnake), 1563 nucleotides. It is a transcript of the gene MPC1, whose product is annotated as mitochondrial pyruvate carrier 1. NCBI's taxonomy places the organism in Eukaryota, Metazoa, Chordata, Lepidosauria, Squamata, Viperidae. The record is from RefSeq and is a predicted model, not a curated record. Bases 109 to 432 code for a protein of 107 amino acids. Gene Ontology annotation, biological process: pyruvate import into mitochondria. The transcript has 5 exons. Gene Ontology annotation, cellular component: mitochondrial inner membrane.